This is a messenger RNA of Ziziphus jujuba (common jujube), 2172 nucleotides long. Its product is annotated as 65-kDa microtubule-associated protein 8. The transcript is spliced from 11 exons. The coding region runs from base 121 to 1902 and encodes 593 amino acids. Gene Ontology annotation, biological process: microtubule cytoskeleton organization. Gene Ontology annotation, molecular function: microtubule binding. The record is from RefSeq and is a predicted model, not a curated record. Lineage: Eukaryota; Viridiplantae; Streptophyta; Magnoliopsida; Rosales; Rhamnaceae. Gene Ontology annotation, cellular component: spindle; cytoplasm.
CCCCCCCCCCCCCCCCCAAAAAAAAAAGCACCUCAUUUCUUAGUUGCUUAUGAAGCAACGUCCUCAACUUGUAGCCAAAAUUCCCUUUGAGAUCUGCAGUUACCGAAUCAAACAAAUUAGAUGGGUUCUAUGAAAGCAUCACUAGGAACGAGAAGUUCAACCAUGUUAGAAACUUCAUGUGGAUAUCUACUUCAAGAAUUGCAGAUGAUCUGGAAUGAAGUCGGAGAAGACCAGUAUGAAAGAGAGAAGGUUUUGCUAGAUUUGGAACAGGAGUGUCUGGAGGUUUAUAGGAGGAAAGUUGAUGCUGCAAACAUAUCCAGAGCUCGUCUGCAUCAGGAAUUGGCAGAAGCCGAGGCUGAAUUUACCCAUCUUCUUUUGUCACUUGGUGAACGGUCACUCCCUGGACGGCCAGAGAGAAUGGGAGGAACACUGAAAGAGCAACUAGAUUCAAUCACACCAGCUCUGCGGGAGAUGCGAUUAAGGAAAGAAGAAAGGGUGAACCAGUUCCGAGCUGUGCAAGGGCAAAUUCAAAAAAUCUCUGCAGAAAUAGCAGGUCAAACAGAGAAUGACUCAUCAUCAAAUAUUACAGUAAACGAGAAUGACCUCUCACUGAAGAGACUUGAAGAGUAUCAAAACGAGCUGCAAAGACUCCAUAAUGAGAAGAAUGAAAGGCUCCAGAGACUGGAGAAGUAUAUAGAUGCAGUCCACCACCUCUCCAGGAUAUUGGGAAUGGAUGCCUCCAAGAUCAUCACUGACGUUCACCCGAGCUUAAAUGGAUUGUAUGGAAUUUCUAAAAACAUAAGCAACAGCAUUUUGGCGAAACUUAACAGCACGGUGGAAUCCCUUGAGAAAGAAAAGCAAAAGAGGCUCGAAAAGCUUCACCAUCUUGGGAAAGCAUUAACGAAUCUGUGGAAUCUUAUGGACACACCAUAUGAAGAUCGUAGAUUGUUUUCCCAUGUUACUGUUUUGUUAUCAGUCUCAUCAGCAGAAGUAUCGGAUCCAGGAAGCCUUACCCAAAAUAUAAUCCAGCAGGCCGAGGCUGAGGUCAAGAGGCUGGAUCAGCUAAAAGCAAGCAAAAUGAAGGAGCUUUUCCACAAGAAACAGAAAGAGCUUGAGGAGAUAUGCAACCAAUCACAUAUGGAGAUUCCUUCAAAAUCAGAGAUGGAUAACAUAGCGAACCUUAUUAAUUCUGGGGAGAUUGACCAUGCCGAUCUCCUCGUGAGCAUGGAUGAACAGAUAUCAAGAGCAAAAGAAGAAGCCUAUAGCAGAAGGACAAUAAUGGAGAAGGUUGAGAAAUGGAUACUAGCAUGUGACGAAGAGAGGUGGCUUGAAGAAUAUAGCACGGAUGAGAAUCGAUACACCGUGAGCAGAGGUGCUCACAGGAACCUGAGACGAGCAGAACGUGCUAGAGUAACAGUUAACAAAAUCCCAGCUUUGGUGGAUUUGCUGAUAGCAAAGACUAGGAGUUGGGAAGAAGAAAGAAAGAAAGUUUUCCUGUACGAUGAGGUACCUCUCCUAGCAAUGUUAGAGGAGUAUAAUGCGUUAAGGAAAGAAAAAGAGGAGGAGAAGCAGAGACAAAGGGAAAAGAAGAAGGUUCCUCAAGUAGUAGUUCAGCAAGAAAAUCUGUUCAACUUGAGGCCAGGCACCAGCAGCCGGAGACUAUCAGACAGGAGCUUGAAUGGAGGUUUAACCAAUGCCAUGCCUUUAAACAGAAGGGUGUCUCUCGGAAUUCAGCAAUUGGGAUCAAAUAGCAUCAACUCAACCACUCAAGCCAUAUCCUUUAUAAAGGAAAGUAGAAAAGCACAGGGAAACAGGAUGUAUGUUCGACCGGGUCUUGUUUCUCAUCUCGGAGAUGAAACGGCUUCAGUAGUAUCAACAUUUUCCGGUCCAUUUUCUCCUUGAAUACUCAGUCCCAUUUGCCUAUGGUAACACUGUAUUUAUGGCUUUCCUUUGUACCAGUUGAGCCAUCUAGAACUACCGAAACUGUGAUUGUGCAAAUAAAAAAGAAACCUAGUUUUGUUGUAUUUUUAAUGCCAUAUAUAUACACUUUCACAAAGUUACCUUAAGUUCUAAGGUAAAUAAGAUUUAUGGUUAAAAUGUGAAGCAUAUUUUUUCUACGAGCUACAGCUCAAUUCAAGAAUUCAAUAAUAUGACUACCAAAUUUUCUUCAAA